Rhineura floridana is the source of this 1752-nucleotide messenger RNA. Its product is annotated as olfactomedin-4-like. The transcript is spliced from 6 exons. The record is from RefSeq and is a predicted model, not a curated record. Bases 9 to 1571 code for a protein of 520 amino acids. NCBI's taxonomy places the organism in Eukaryota, Metazoa, Chordata, Lepidosauria, Squamata, Rhineuridae. Gene Ontology annotation, biological process: signal transduction.
CACUAUUGAUGACGGGCACCCCCAGAAAUGGCUAUAAAGCAGUGCUUUGGUCUCCAGUUCCACAAGGCGACAUCGGUGGAGAGAAGAUGGGUGGCCCCAGUUCAAUGUCCCUGCUCUUCCUCCUCCUCCUACAUGGCAUCUCUGUGGCCAGCAUGACCACCAUCUUUCCAGCAGGAAGCGAGUCAUUGUCUGAAGCAACUGUAUUUCCAAACGUCACUUUCCGUGGGCUGAACUGGAAAGAAGCAUCUGCAGCUGCGCCCCAGUUGGUGUCCAACAUCAGUGGCUCUGUGGAUGACCGUGGGCUAUGCCACUGCUCCGUGUUCCUGCCGGAAGAUGCCUUUCCUGCACAGCGGGUGGAGGCCCUGGAAGGCCUGGCACGCUCGCUCGCAGAGAGGUUGGACAGAGAACUUUCCAAGGUGACCGAGUACAUGAAAGUCGUUGACGCCUACGGACAGAAGCUCCUGAACCUGACACACAAGGUGGAACAGAUGCACACGAGCCAGGUCUCCUACACGGAGCUGGAUUUCGAAGUCCUGAAGCUGGAUAUCCAGGAGAUGGAGAGCCUGGUCGUUCAGCUGAAGGCCUCCAUGGGGGACAGCAACGUGAUUGUCCAACAGCUCUACGUGGAGAUCAAGAACAUGAGCCUGGCGGUCACUCACCUGGAAAGCCUGGACAAGAACAACAUCCUGGCCAUCCGCCGGGAGAUCGUGGCCCUGAAGCAGCGGCUGAAGGAAUGUGAAGAGCCAAGCUCGGCUCCGCUGGUUCAGCCAGGUUCCUGCAACCACACUGGCCUCGUGAACAUCAGCAAGCCUUACCCAGUCCAGUGGAACUGGAGAGGCUCUAGCUUCCGGUAUGGAGUUUGGGGCAAAAGCUACUCUCCGGACAGUCCAACAAGUGAAGUCUAUUGGGUGGCCGCUCUGAAUGAUGUCCGGCUCAUGCAAACUAUUAAUCUUUACCCAUCCUAUGAUAACCUAUUAUUGUACAGACCAUCUAAGAGCCUUGAUUAUAGGUAUGGGCAAGGAAGUGGAGCAACAGUGUACAAGAAUUUCCUGUACUUUAAUGGCUAUAACAGCAAUUACAUGUAUAAACUGGACGUGAACUCCAACUCUGUGGUUUUGAGCAAACAGAUCCCAGGAGCUGCUUACGAUAACCGCUUUUCCUAUGCUGGGGUUGCUUGGCAAGACAUCGACUUUGCAGUGGAUGAAACUGGGCUGUGGGCAAUUUAUUCCACCGAGGCAAAUACGGGGAACAUUGUGAUCAGCAAGCUCCACGAGGACACCCUCCAGAUCCAGAAGACCUGGAAUACGCGGCAGUACAAGCCCUCCGUGAGCAGCGCUUUCAUCAUCUGCGGCGUCCUGUAUGUCACUCGGUCCAUGAACACGAAACAAGAGGAGGUCUUUUACACAUUCGACACCAACACUGGGAAGGAGGGGCGGAUCAGCAUCAUGAUGGAGAAGCCUUUUGGGACCGUGCAGGGUGUCGACUAUCACCCCUCAGACCACAAGCUGUAUGUGUACAACGACGGCUUCCUGGUCACUUACGAUCUGGAGUUCCAGGGAGCGUCUCUGUGAGAGCCUUUCCUGGCUGGCAAACCCUCUGGCUUCUCAGCGUCCCUUUCGGAUAGAUCUUCUCUCUUUGCUGCAGCUGACCAAUCAUGUCUGUGAUUUUUUUUUAAUCAUUUCACACGUCAAUUUUGUAUACUGUAUAUAUAUAUGAAAAUGACUGUGUCAUGGUGUCAGUGUGAAUGUAAAA